Messenger RNA from Nicrophorus vespilloides, 2890 nucleotides. RefSeq names its product DNA replication licensing factor MCM4 (gene dpa). Gene Ontology annotation, cellular component: MCM complex; nucleus. The transcript has 11 exons. Bases 122 to 2758 code for a protein of 878 amino acids. The record is from RefSeq and is a predicted model, not a curated record. Gene Ontology annotation, biological process: double-strand break repair via break-induced replication; DNA replication; mitotic DNA replication initiation. NCBI's taxonomy places the organism in Eukaryota, Metazoa, Arthropoda, Insecta, Coleoptera, Silphidae. Gene Ontology annotation, molecular function: single-stranded DNA binding; ATP hydrolysis activity; ATP binding.
CUGGCGCGAAAUUCUUUAACCAUAAAGUUCUUAUUCAAGUUAACGGAAAGGUUGUGCUACCGUGCAUACCUUCAUAAACAAAAUAAGUUUUUUCAUUACAACACAAUAACAGUUCGCAAAAAUGUCAUCGCCGAGAGCACCGAGAACUCCUCGUCGGAAUCAACCGGAGACUCCAACCAGACGUUCAUCAAGAAAUGCCGGCGGUCAAACUCCUAGAAGGAACCCUCCAAGUACGCCUAGACGUACACCAGCUAAGAACUCUGAUGAUAUUACGACACCUAUGAAAUGGGGUAAAGGGAAGCAAUCACAGGAGAGUUCUUCUGAUGUUGCACCAACAUCUCCAGCACAGAGUAUUAUAGCAACAAGUCCUGCUGCUGGUUUAGGUAUGAGUGAGAUUGAUUUGAGCUCUCCAUUAAAUUAUGGAACACCUAGUUCAUUGGGAUCUGUGAGAACACCAAAAUCUGGAAUUAAAGGCACUCCUAUUCGCAUGAGACCUGAUGUCAGGAUUGACAAGCGUAUCAGACAGGUCAAUGUUGGUUCAGAUGCUUUAGAAGCAAUCCCAGAAUGUUCACAAGAGUCGGAAUCUGCGGCUCCUCAUCUGGUCAUUUGGGGUACGAAUGUGUCAGUGGAACAAUGCAAGGAGAAAUUCAAGCAGUUCAUCUUGAGGUACAUAGAUCCGAAUGCGGAGGAAGAUGAAGUCACCGAAGGCAUGAACGUUAACGAGCCUCUAUACUUGCAAAAAAUGGAAGAAAUUCACACACUCGAAGAACCAUUUUUGAACGUAAAUUGUUCGCAUUUGGAGACUUUCGAUGAAAGGCUCUACAGACAACUGAUUUGUUAUCCGCAAGAAGUUAUUCCGACAUUUGAUAUGACGGUCAACGAGAUGUUCUACGAAAGGUAUCCAGCUGCUGUAUUGGAUCACCAAAUUCAAGUCAGGCCUUUCAACGCCGAGAAAACGAAGAACAUGCGUUCUUUGAAUCCAGAAGACAUUGAUCAAUUGAUUACGAUCAGUGGAAUGGUUAUUAGAAGUUCAAAUAUUAUGCCUGAGAUGAGAGAAGCUUUCUUCAAAUGUAUAGUGUGCUCGUUCAGCACUGCUAUCGAAAUCGACCGAGGACGAAUUGCUGAGCCUACAUUGUGCACAAAUUGUAAUACCAAUCACUGCUUCUCAUUGGUACAUAACCGGUCCCAAUUCACCGAUAAACAAAUGAUUAAAUUGCAGGAGUCUCCAGAUGAUAUGCCUGCUGGUCAGACACCUCACACUGUAGUUUUGUUUGCCCACAAUGACCUGGUGGACUGCGUUCAACCUGGUGACAGGGUAACCGUCACUGGAAUUUAUCGCGCUCAACCACUACAAGUCAACCCAAAAAUGAGAAAUGUUAAAUCUGUAUAUAAGACGCACAUAGAUGUCCUACACUUUAGGAAAAUCGACUCGAAACGUCUCUAUGAAGAAGAAGCAGGAAAAGACCACCGUUUCCCCCCAGAACGUGUCGAGCUGCUUCAAAUUCUUUCUCAAAAACCGGAUGUCUACGAUCGUUUGGCCAGAGCAUUGGCUCCAUCGAUUUAUGAAAACGAUGAUGUUAAGAAGGGAAUUUUGUUGCAACUUUUUGGAGGUACCAAGAAAACUUUCGUUACUUCCGGCAGAACGAACUUUAGGGCUGAAAUCAAUAUACUGUUGUGCGGUGAUCCAGGAACGUCUAAAUCGCAACUCUUGCAAUACGUUUACAAUUUGGUACCUAGAAGUCAAUAUACUUCUGGUAAAGGUUCUUCGGCCGUGGGUUUGACAGCGUAUGUUACCAAGGACUCCGAAACCAGGCAAUUAGUUUUACAAACUGGUGCCUUAGUACUUGCUGAUAACGGAAUCUGUUGCAUCGAUGAAUUCGAUAAGAUGAACGAUGCUACCAGAAGUGUUUUACACGAGGUAAUGGAACAACAAACGUUAAGUAUUGCUAAAGCUGGUAUCAUUUGCCAAUUAAAUGCCCGCACUUCUAUUCUUGCCGCCGCAAACCCCUCCGAGUCUCAAUGGAACAAAAACAAAACUAUAAUUGAAAACGUGCAAUUGCCACAUACAUUACUAUCCAGAUUCGACUUAAUUUUCUUAAUCUUGGAUCCGCAAAAUGAGUUAUUUGAUAGGCGUCUUGCUAAGCAUUUGGUUUCUCUGUACUAUAAGAGUAGGCAAGAGGAAGACGACGAAAUUUUGGAUAUGUCGAUUCUACGUGAUUAUCUAGCAUACGCCAAAGAACACAUACAUCCUAAGUUGAGCGAAGAGAGUUCACAAAAAUUGAUCCAAUGUUACGUGGAUAUGAGGAAAAUUGGAUCGGGCAGAGGACAGAUUUCUGCCUAUCCCAGACAGUUGGAAUCCUUGAUCCGUCUUGCAGAAGCCCACGCGAAAGUGCGUUUCUCUGAAGUGGUAGAAAUUCACGAUGUGGAAGAAGCUUACAGGUUGCACAGGGAAGCUCUGAAACAGUCUGCCACGGAUCCACUUUCUGGUAAGAUCGAUGUAGGAAUCUUGACCACUGGUUUGAGUAGUGCCGCGAGGAAACGUCGUGCGGAAUUAGUGCAGAUCGUCAAGAAACUGAUUGAAACCAAAGGAAAAGUACCAACUCUCAAUUAUCAAAAGCUCUUGACGGAACUAAAAGAGAAUUCGGCUACACUUAUUACCAGAGAACAAUAUGAAGAUGCCCUCAAGGAUUUACAAGAUGAUGGUGUUAUAGUAGUUAUGGGAAAAACCUCCAUCCGCAUUUGUAACAACCGUGAUUAAUGUUAUUUUUAUACUUAUAUGAAGGUCUAUUGACUGCAGGCUUUCGGUCGUUAUUUUUAUAUUAUUCAAUAAAAGUGUACUGAUUAACUUGUAAAAUGUUCCAAAUAAAAUUUUUACUUUUUCAUAUUUUAA